AUGCUUGGGAUUACUCUCAAGCGGCACGAGCACCACUUGCGCAAGCAUCGGAUGCAGCGGGAGGCCAUCGCCAGCAUCAAGCAAGCCGUCUUGUACCUCGGACCCAUUGGUCUUCGGAUUAGGACUGGCUGCUUGAGAGAGUCCUUCGGAAUCAUGCUCGGAGCCCUGGCGAUCUUCGCUCUGAUCCCGCUUGCCGCUCUGGGAGUGAAGGCGCUGCAGCAGCUCAACGAACGGUGCGCAAGUUCCACCCCGGCUGGCAGCAAGGAUGAGAUGGAGACCUCCUGGAAGGACUUGGAG
Symbiodinium necroappetens is the source of this 297-nucleotide messenger RNA. The record is from the annotation of a GenBank genome assembly. NCBI's taxonomy places the organism in Eukaryota, Dinophyceae, Suessiales, Symbiodiniaceae.